Messenger RNA from Tupaia belangeri chinensis (Chinese tree shrew), 755 nucleotides. It is a transcript of the gene ADRB1, whose product is annotated as adrenoceptor beta 1. Bases 66 to 755 code for a protein of 229 amino acids. Gene Ontology annotation, molecular function: beta1-adrenergic receptor activity. The transcript has 2 exons. The record is from RefSeq and is a predicted model, not a curated record. Lineage: Eukaryota; Metazoa; Chordata; Mammalia; Scandentia; Tupaiidae. Gene Ontology annotation, cellular component: plasma membrane. Gene Ontology annotation, biological process: norepinephrine-epinephrine-mediated vasodilation involved in regulation of systemic arterial blood pressure; positive regulation of MAPK cascade; adenylate cyclase-activating adrenergic receptor signaling pathway.
CCGCCUCUCUGCUGCCUCCUGUCAGCGAGGACUCCGCUCCGCUGUCGCAGCAGUGGACGGCUGGCAUGGGCCUGCUGAUGGCGCUUAUCGUGCUGCUCAUCGUGGCGGGCAAUGUGCUGGUGAUCGUGGCCAUCGCCAAGACGCCGCGGCUGCAGACGCUCACCAACCUCUUCAUCAUGUCCCUGGCCAGCGCCGACCUGGUCAUGGGGCUGCUGGUGGUGCCGUUUGGGGCCACCAUCGUGGUGUGGGGUCGCUGGGAGUACGGCUCCUUCUUCUGCGAGCUCUGGACCUCUGUGGACGUGCUGUGCGUGACGGCCAGCAUCGAGACUCUGUGUGUCAUCGCCCUGGACCGCUACCUCGCCAUCACGUCGCCCUUCCGCUACCAGAGCCUGCUGACCCGCGCGCGGGCGCGGGCCCUCGUGUGCACCGUGUGGGCCAUCUCGGCCCUGGUGUCCUUUCUGCCCAUCCUCAUGCACUGGUGGCGGGCCGACGGCGACGAGGCGCGCCGCUGCUACAACGACCCCAAGUGCUGCGAUUUCGUCACCAACCGGGCCUAUGCCAUCGCUUCAUCCGUGGUCUCCUUCUACGUGCCCCUGUGCAUCAUGGCCUUCGUGUACCUGCGGGUGUUCCGCGAGGCCCAGAAGCAGGUGAAGAAGAUCGACAGCUGCGAGCGCCGCUUCCACUGCGCGGCGGACAGCGACUCGAGCCUGGAGGAGCCCUGCCGCCCGGGCUGCUCCUCCGAAUCUAGGUUGUAG